AUGGAGUUUUCAGAUCCGACCACUAUAGAACUGCCCAGCUCAGAUUCGAAUAGCGAAACAUCGGAAUGGUUUUGCCCUUCCCCGGCGAGAUCAUUGCCUCCAUUUCAGUACCAUGCGGACCGACACCAAAUCGCAGGGUCUCUUAUCGUUCAACUGUUUGAGUUUAAGGAAGCUGGGCGCGAUAGGCGGAUCAGGGAGGUCUUGAACGACCUUCACUCGCUUAAUGAAGACAUCCGCCAGCUCAAUGCAGAGAGUGGGCUCGAUAAGGAGGUGGGAACAAUCGAUGUCGACAUUUUCCUGCACGCAUGGGAAGAACCGGGCUCACACCCAUAUCUCGAAGAGUUCUGCAGGCUGCGUCAUUAUCCAGUGACUUGGGCAUGCCAGCCGCCAGAAGCCAGUAGCGAGUAUCGCCCAUACAAACAAAGGUACUGGGAGAAUUGCGACUUGAAAACACCAGGAAUGCUGCUGCGCUUUGUCUGGGAGAUGCGAAAGGCAACAGUAAAGGAGGACAUUAUAGAAGACCAGGAGCUUAUCCUCCUUGGUUUUGAAUGCGACUUUAACAAAGGCCUUCGCCGGCUGCAUCAGGCGCACGGAAAUGCUGGGUCAGUGAUUGGCCUUCUUCAAUCAGAGUGCCUGCUUGAAGCCUAUCGUAUGAUGGUUGAGUGCCUUCAAGCAGGAGAGCCAGAACGCUAUGAAAAGCAUAGGGAAGAUCUUCGAAGAGACUGUGUGCUAUUCGGGUAUCCCCAGGCGUGGGUUCCUGGGGAUUAUGAGCAGGAGAAGGAUAGAGCUUGA
Molecule: messenger RNA, 792 nt
Organism: Aspergillus pseudoviridinutans
Lineage: Eukaryota; Fungi; Ascomycota; Eurotiomycetes; Eurotiales; Aspergillaceae
Exons: 1
Coding region: 1-792 (263 amino acids)
Source: RefSeq, a predicted model, not a curated record